Messenger RNA from Mycetomoellerius zeteki, 1630 nucleotides. RefSeq lists its product as uncharacterized. Lineage: Eukaryota; Metazoa; Arthropoda; Insecta; Hymenoptera; Formicidae. The record is from RefSeq and is a predicted model, not a curated record. The transcript is spliced from 2 exons. Bases 53 to 1540 code for a protein of 495 amino acids.
ACCUGAUAAAAUCAUCAAGCAAACCCACGACUCACUUCAGUCUCGUCGUGUCAUGAUGAUUAUUAGUAUCAUCGCGAUCCUGCUACUCACAAGAGGAGUUUUCUCCUCUUUGCCAGUCCAAGGAUCGAUAUCGAUGAUACGUAACAAUAAAAUGUUGAUUGAUCUACACGCGAACAAAUUGAGCGAUUUUAAUGAGUUGAUUGAAAAACUACAAAGAAUGGAGAAUCCGCAAGUCCGUAUCAUAAUUAAUUUGGAAAGGAAAAUUAUUGAGAUUAAUGGCAAAACUGAUUUUGAAGAGGAUUAUUUUAAGGUCAGAAAUAAUGUUGAAAGUAUAUUGCGGCGCAUUGCAUUGCUGAUGCAAGAAUAUGGCAACAGCUAUAAAAGAUUAACUCAUCAGAAUUCAAAUGCCUAUGAAAUUUUGCGGCAUGUUAUUGUACCCCAAGAUCAAGACUCUAUAAACCUUGACAAAAAUGAUUUUGCAUUGUCUUGGGUGAUCUCUAAUCUCGAAUUUGCAAUGGAAAUGAAGAGAUUAAUUUCAAAAAAUGAAUUGUCUCUUGAAUACACCAAGUCGAUUUUAUUGUGGUUGAUCAAAUUGUUUGAUUUAAAAUGGCAACAAUUAUAUGAUGAUCUCGAUUAUAUCUCAAAAUGGCGACUUUUGAAUUUAAAAAAACAAGCAGAAUUUUUUUUAGAAAAUUUUUUUAUAGAUAAUCAACAACAUGAGAAAUCGAACGAUGAUAAAUAUAUUUCAAAAGACGGAAACAACAAUGAAAGCACUGAAAACGUUGAAGAAAUAAUCUUAACUAAACAGAAUAAAAGCAAUCUUAUUGAAACUAAGACUAAAAUAAAUAUAAAUAAAUUUCCAAUGAAUACACCGAGUGACACAUCUAAAAUAGAAACACAAAUUAUGAAUCAUCAGGAAUUAACAAAACAUAUCGAAGAUAAUACCAAAAAUCUCACUAUUAUACCUAUCAAUCAGGAAUUUACAUUAAACACCCCUACUGAUGUUAAGGACACUUCUAUCAUUAAUGAUACAUUUUUUUCUAAGAUAAAAACAUUUCGAGAUGAAGAUCUCAUCAAAAACAAAACUUCCUCAAAAUUAAAAGAAUUCAUAGAUAUUCAUCAUGAUGAGCAUAUGAAAGAUCAUGAAAAACAAUUUAAUCAACUGAAAAAUAUUUCUUCAAUUUUGCCAAAUGAAAACAUUACAAGCACUUUGCAAGAGAUUGAUCAACGAAAACAUAUUGGAACAGACGUUACAUUGCAGGGAUCUUUAAAAAAUAUAACAGACAUCCGAAAAACUCCUUUUCGAAGAACACUUCAAGUUCUUGCUCCUUCGAAUAAAAACGAAAAACAGAAAAAUAGACACGUGUCAACGAAAAACAUCUCUGACAAACAUCAUUAUUUUAAUAAAAGGAAGGAGAUAAAAUCAGAUAAUGGCUCGGCGAUGGACGAGAUUCUAGAGGCAGUGGAUGAAGUCUUGCCAACGGAUAAGUCUAUAGAAAUGUCGCCAAAAGGAUCAAACACGUUUUCUCGGAUAUUCUAAUUUCAGUCAAGAGUUAUAAUUGUAUGCGAAGAGAAUUUGAGAUAUAUUUUUUAGGCAAUAUGUUAACACACAUGUACUAAGAUCAUUAAU